AUGGGGGACAGCAACAAGCCUAUCCACUUUGAGUUUCCCAAAAUCUUCGUGAUGUUGGUAAGAACCGUUGCUCAAACAAUUGAAUCGGAAUCUGGUUUCCUACAGCCGGCUUUGGACAUCAUUGCUACCAUACCGACAGAUACCCAAUCUAGAAAAAUUCCCAUUAGUUUGGUUGUGGGCUGCAAACAAGAAGACUCUUUGAAAUCAGCUUCGUCCUUGGCCUGUUAUUACUACGCCAUCCCCUUAGCUAAAAGCAGACAUCCAAAUCUCAAAUCAGGUAAGGAUAGUGUUGUGGGGAUACCGCUAUUGGAUACUAAUGAUGACAGAGUUCGUGAUAUGACCCGGCGGUUGGCGACAAUAAUAUCCGAGAAGUUCAAUAGACCAUGUUAUGUAACGUGGUCAUCAUCACCUAACGAAGAUUCAUCUGUGCUGGUCACCAGCCAUCUAUAUAUUUUAAAGAAGUGUCUCAAUCUCCUAAAAGCAGAGCUCGGGUAA
Saccharomyces eubayanus is the source of this 495-nucleotide messenger RNA. It is a transcript of the gene POC4, whose product is annotated as Poc4p. Bases 1 to 495 code for a protein of 164 amino acids. The record is from RefSeq and is a predicted model, not a curated record. The transcript has a single exon. NCBI's taxonomy places the organism in Eukaryota, Fungi, Ascomycota, Saccharomycetes, Saccharomycetales, Saccharomycetaceae.